AAACGCUUUUUGUAAGUCGACAAAUAUAGUUGAAUUACAUGAAAAUAUCAUUUCAUCAGCUUAUUGAAGUUGAUAUGGCUAAUUAAAAAUAAUUAAUGUUAAAAUACUAAGCAAAAUAGCCAUAAGUACAACAUUAUAAACUGAUUGAUAUUACUAAUUAUAUAAAAGUUAUGUAUUCAUGUUACAACUUUUCAUACUUAACAAAUCUCAAUACAGCCAAAAAUAUAUAUGAUUUCAAGAAAACCAGUGUUUUUUGUCUGAUGAACUUUGCCAAUGAGCAGAGAAAAUACAAUUGAUCCAUUAGAUAUCAAAAACCAAAUAUGCCCUAAAAUUGCAGAUAAGCCCUCUGUGCUUAGCACUGCCAUAUAGUAUGAAUAUACUUGAGAAAAGUGCUAAAAUGUACAGGGAUUUAUUAAAAGUUACCAUAGAGGAUACUCUCAAAAAUAUUAAAAAAAUUAUCGGUUGACGUUUUAUAAAACUUAAUUUCAUUUCAAUAUGUUAAAAUACCUGUCACCAGAUCAUGAUAUAAAAGACUGAAUGGAAAAAUUUUGAUAAAAUUUAACCUUUCUCUUUAGGGUAUCAUGUGUUAUCAGUAUUGAAAUUUCAUUCUAUGAUUGAACUGGGAUGUGUUGAAAUAAUGUUAUCACCAACUACAGUUGUUAUAGUAUUUUAUUGGUUUUACAUUUAGAGUAUGAUUUUGUUUAUUAAAUUGGAUGAUAAUGCUUAAUUUGUUAGGUUAAAAUUAUCUCUGCAGAAGCUGAUGCUUGAUAUUGCAUUAAAGAGGAUUGUAAUCAGUAUAUGGGCGCAUAUUGCAAAAUUUUUUGAACACCAAAAAUAUAGUAGCUAGAUGCUGAAAUAAGGAAGUUAAGACUCAUCUUCAUGAUUUUUUUGUCUAUAUCCAAAAUAAUUAGAAUCAAAAUUAUCAAAAAGGUGAGAAACAUACAAAAUAAGGUUUAUAUUUAAAAAAAAAUCUUGACCCAUCAAAUACAUUGUUUUGACAUAGCCAAAGGUAGCCAACAAGGUAAAAAACUGACAAAAGUCAAGAUUAGGCAUGCAGAAUACAAUGCCGGGUUUAUGAAGCCUGAAAAACCAUACCGCAUCUACCAGUAGCGACGGCAUCUAGCGGUCACAAUGGUGACUCCACUGUCAAAUGCGAACUGAGAUAUAGUUCCAUUAGACAGCUAGUGAAGCAGUGGUCGAUUCUGCACUUUGUGCUCUCUUAUUUUGAAAAAAAACCUAACAUUCAAUUACAGCAUUUAAAUACUUCCAUACCUACUGAUACAGGUUAUAAAUACUCGGUAUACAAAAAGAUUCCAAGUUUUUUUUGGAUCUUGUUAUUUCUUGUAAUGCAUCAUUUUUCUCAAUUGUAUUUUCUGUUGCGUUGCGGCUAACGGCUUUGUUUGGUUCAUUAUGGUACGAAAUAUUUCGUUAUUUUUAAUUCUUCAACUUUAGUGAUAACUUUUGCGUGUAAAAUUUGUUUUUUAAAGGUUGAUGAGGAGCAAAUUGUAUCGUCGACGGGAGCCUUGUCACUAAAAGAAGUACCAAAGAGGUUAAUUGUUAUUGGAGCUGGUGUCAUUGGUGUAGAAUUGGGCUCUGUCUGGUCCAGGCUAGGAUCAGAAGUGACAGCUGUCGAAUUCAUGCCUAGCAUAGGGGGCAUUGGCAUCGAUGGGGAAGUAGCGAAAACCUUCCAGAGGAUACUUCAAAAGCAGGGCUUGAACUUCAAACUGAGCACGAAAGUAACAGGAGCAACGAAAGAGGGUGGUGUUAUUAAAGUUAAUAUAGAAGAUGCCAAAGAUUCUGAAAAGAAGGAAACGUUGGAAUGCGAAGUCCUCCUUGUCUGCGUCGGAAGGAGGCCUUACACACAUAAUCUUGGCUUGGAAGAAUUAGGCAUUGAAAAAGACCAAAGGGGUAGGAUCCCUGUAAAUUCAGUAUUCCAAACAGUUAUUCCAAAUAUCUAUGCUAUCGGCGAUUGCAUUCAUGGUCCCAUGUUGGCGCAUAAGGCUGAAGAUGAAGGCAUUGUAUGCGUAGAAGGAAUCUUGGGUGGUCCCGUUCAUAUAGAUUACAACUGUGUGCCAUCAGUCAUCUAUACUCACCCAGAAGUCGGCUGGGUUGGCAAAUCCGAGGAGGACCUGAAGAGCGAAGGCGUUGAAUACAAAGUAGGAAAAUUCCCGUUCGCGGCCAACUCGCGAGCGAAAACGAACAACGAGACCGACGGUUUCGUCAAAGUGCUGGCGGACAAAGCGACAGACCGCAUUCUGGGCACGCACAUCAUCGGGCCAUCUGCCGGCGAACUGAUCAACGAAGCGGUUUUGGCUCAAGAGUACGGAGCGUCCAGCGAGGAUGUCGGCAGGGUGUGCCACGCUCAUCCCACGUGCGCAGAGGCGCUCAGGGAGGCCAACGUCGCGUCGUACUUCGGCAAACCGAUCAACUUUUAAGAGCAAUGAUUUUUUAACCCAUCGACGGCUGGUGAGACGGAUACUGCGUGUUUAAUUUUCGUCAAGCGGAUGAUCGGGAGGAUAUAAAAUAUAUAGGUAUUAAAGUUCCGGAACCCUACGAUAAUUUGUGAAUGGUAUGAAAACACUAAGCCCCGCGAUUGAUAGCAGUUUUCCCAAGCUAUGACCUUGACGAUAAUCUUCAAGGUCAUUUGAAGGUCAAGUCCAUUUUUGACUUCGUAAAUGGAAAUUUUACGUUCAACUAUGGUCUUGGCCAUUCUUAAAAUGUGACCUUGGGAGGUCAUGGCCAAGGUCAAACUCAGGUACACGUUACAAAAUUAUUAUUGACAACUAUAUUUUGCGUGAUGUAAAAUAUUAGGUCAUGUUCAACAUUAUGAAAAUGUCAUGUCAGUUGAGGUUCUCAUCAUUUCGUCGAUUUGUACAUAGCUUUAAUCUAAGAGUAAGUUAUUUAUGAGUUGUAAAAGUAGAGAUUAGCUAAUAGUCUCUAAAUAAAAAUAUUUCGGUAUCCCGGACAAUAUGAUUGGAAGACAUUUUUUCUCAAUUUACCUAAAUAUCAUUCAUUGCUAUUUAGCUCAGCGCCACCACUGUCAGAUAUUUUUUUAAUAACAUUUCUGUGUAUUUUUAUUUGUACUUUGUUGUUAUGAUUGCUUGUUAAUUAUCAAAUAAAAAAAUGGCACUUAUUUUUAUGUAUUUUUUUGCUAUAGUCAUUACUUUUGUAGUUUUGUAUUCCUGACCGUUGACGUCAAUCUAUUGUUCAGGACGGAACUGCAUAUACAGAAAACCAAAUGUGUACGAGAAGUGUCUAUAGAAAGAUAUAUACAGGGUGACUUUGAAGUUGAGUCAUUAAUGACUUUUUUAAAUUUUCAGACAAUGAUUGUAGAAGGAAGAUAAACCAAAAAAAGUGUG
Molecule: messenger RNA, 3359 nt
Organism: Acanthoscelides obtectus
Lineage: Eukaryota; Metazoa; Arthropoda; Insecta; Coleoptera; Chrysomelidae
Source: the annotation of a GenBank genome assembly